This is a messenger RNA of Zophobas morio, 6162 nucleotides long. RefSeq names its product adenylate cyclase type 9 (gene Ac13E). Lineage: Eukaryota; Metazoa; Arthropoda; Insecta; Coleoptera; Tenebrionidae. Gene Ontology annotation, cellular component: plasma membrane. The transcript is spliced from 7 exons. Bases 624 to 4838 code for a protein of 1404 amino acids. Gene Ontology annotation, biological process: cyclic nucleotide biosynthetic process; adenylate cyclase-activating G protein-coupled receptor signaling pathway; intracellular signal transduction. The record is from RefSeq and is a predicted model, not a curated record. Gene Ontology annotation, molecular function: adenylate cyclase activity.
ACUGGUCUCUGCUUCGCCUUUACAAUUUGGCAAGAAUUGUUUUGAGUGAACUUUGACUUUACCCAAUUUUGAAUGUCAAAUCGUGCAACGUUGUCACGUGUGCUGGUGAUGAAUUGUGUGUUCGGUGGAUAUUUAAUUUGAAAAAGCAGUGUUUGUAUUUUGCUUUGAUUGGGUAAAUAUGUGGUGAUUAGACAUAAAUGAGUGUCCUUUUUGGUGCGAUUUUCGCCGUACUCGUUUCUUUUCCCUGUCGAGUUUGCGCGAGUUGCGCCGAAGCCUGUCCGAAAAUCCAGUCGCUGCAUCUGGCAACGCCGGUCUGUCAUUCGUCAAUCAAGUGUGCCGUGUUCGUCUGUCAAUGCCUCCUGUCAACUUUCUAAUCGGAACACAUGUUUGAAUUUUUUGCGACAGCCCCCGAGCAGCUCCCCGGCGCCGUUUGCCCAAGCAAUUAUGAAAAUUAGGAGCGAAUCCGUGAAAAUCGCAAGGCAAACAUCGGUGUUGACACAGCGGUAAUGUUUGACUUAGAUUACAAACAUGUACUUCCUCAUGACAAGGGUGUACUCCAACAUAUGCAGCAUUCGGAAUGAAUCCUCCAAGAUAAAGAUGUGCUCCUAACGAACGCGACUGCGAUGGCGACCUCCGAGAAACGGCCCUCCUCGGUCAGCUACCGCUCGGAGGCGGAGCACCCCUCGGACGACGACAACGCCCAGCUCUCCCUCGACCCCAACCUGCAGAUGUACCUGGCGCAGGUGUCGCAGCAGAGCGGCUGCUGGGGGCGCUUCGUGCCCAUCCCGUUCGAGCGGGCGGCAAGGAAAUCCUGGUGGGACCCCACGUUCGACUCCGAGAUCCUCGAGGAGCAGUACAAGAGGAGCUCCAACCCGCACCAACGGAUCAAGUUCAGGUACGCCCUCGGGUACAUGUUACUAAUUUCCUCCUCAUGGCUCAUCUACUUCCUCGUAACGGGCGUCAUUUCCGAAACCGACCAUUGGCCGACCCUCUGCAUGGUACUCGGAGCCCUCAUGCUGUCCGUAACAAUCGUCCUCUUCAUAACCUACACCGACAUCUACAACAACCACAUGUUGCUCAUUUCAUUAAUCGUCGCCUUCGUCUUGUGCAUUAUAAGUUUAUCGUUCAUCGUCUUGGUACCAGUGAAGACAGACAUAACCUCCGACAUCAGUCCGGUGGGCCACUUCUCCAUCUGCAUCGAAAUCCUGAUGGUGAUCUACACCCUCAUCCCUCUCAAGCUCUACAUGAGCAUCGUGAUCGGCCUCUUCUACUCGUCCGCCUUCGAAAUCCUCACCGUCAGCCUGCAGAAGGAGCCCUUCGACGCCGCCACCAUCACCGUCCGACUGCUCUCCCACCUCUGCAUCCACCUGAUCGGUCUGCACAUCCUCGUCAUGUCCAACGUGAGAAUAAGGAACACCUUCAUGAAAGUUGGCCAGAGUUUGCUCGUGCGACGCCAGCUCGAAUCCGAGAAGAAGCUCAAAGAGAACAUGAUCCACUCCCUCAUGCCGGCUAGCGUGGCCGAGUGGCUCCUCAACGAAGAAGAGACUUUCACCCGCAGCGACCAGCGCAACUCCGACCCCGAGACCAACGUCAUACGGUCGAUGUUCCGUCCCUUCAACAUGAACCGCAUGGAGAACGUGAGCAUCCUGUUCGCCGACAUCGUCGGCUUCACGAAGAUGGCGAGCAAGAAAAGCGCCGAGGAGCUGGUGGAAAUCCUGAACAACCUCUUCCAGCGGUUCGACCACCUGUGCAAGUUCCACAAUUGCGAGAAGAUCUCGACGCUGGGGGACUGCUACUACUGUGUGUCGGGGUGCCCGGAGCCGCGGCCGGACCACGCCAAGUGCUGCGUGGAGAUGGGUUUAAGCAUGAUCCAAGCCAUCAAGCAGUUCGACCAGGAGAAGAACGAAGGGGUGAACAUGCGGGUGGGCGUGCACACGGGUACGGUGCUGUGCGGGAUCGUGGGCACGAGGAGGUUCAAGUUCGACGUGUGGAGCAACGACGUCACGCUGGCGAAUCGGAUGGAGUCGACGGGCAAGCCGGGGAUGGUGCACGUGUCGGAGAAGACGUGCGAGUUCCUCCAGGAGACGUACUUGCUCGAGGAGGGCGAGGCCGUCCUAGGCAUGAAAACGUUUUUCAUUUUGGGUCGGUGCGGCGACCGCACUCCCUCCUACACGGGCAGCUUUCGCGCCGAAGGCCGGCAGAAGUACACGAACUCGUUGCAGCUGUUCGUCUCGCCGCCGACAUCGUCACCUUCUAUGUCUCCCCAGUCCAGGCCGCGCGUCCUCUCCUGCGACACCACUCACAUUAAAGCCACGCACAACCCGAACAUGCUAUCGCCGGACGUGUGCAAGAUCAAAGCCAGCAGCUUACCGAGCAUCCUCGACUCGGAGAACGAACAAGACGGCGAUGCGUGCAAGGAAACCUCAGACUGUGAUAAUAUUAAAACGCCAACAUCGACCGCCAGUUCCGGCAAAUACACCGUCAAACUGAAGAGCUGGAAGAUGCCGAAAUUCCUGCGGAAGCACGAAGGGAAGGACGUGGAAGUAGAACAGGUUCCGGCGAACUCGGAGGACCGGAUGUCGACCUCGGGGGGUUACCAGCAGGUGCCGACCAUCAUCGAAACGUCGAACGCGGCCAACGGCAAGAAGAAGGAGAGCGUCAUCAGCGUGACGGACGCGGACGAUGACAAACGAAGCAGCAUUUUCUUGGACGACGCCAAGGACACGAUUGACGUGAAAUCGUACAUCAGCCAAUCGCGCAGCGACAUCGGCCAAUACGAUUACUCGCCGGGCGACUUAAGUCAGUUGCUGAGGACCGGAAGUUACCGAUCGCAGUACGGGCGGUCCCCGAACGAGUACUCGUUUUUGUCGAGGGCGGGCAGCAACCGAUCGAGACGAGGGCGCUCCCCGAACUUCGAAGUCAUACCCGGGGAAAGAGCGAGAAGCGCCACGGUCGCAGUCGGUAACAUCGAAAGACCGAAAAUGUCGCUCGAAGUUCCCGGCAGGCUUACCAACAUCGCCGUUUUGGACGACCACUUCGCCGUGCAGUCGGUGUACAGUCGGAAGGACUCGGGAAUCAAGAGCAACAGCCGCCGCAGCAGUAUACAGCAGCUGGAUAACCCCCUCCCCAACUCCGACAUGCUGCAGCACCGCGUGUCCGGCUACUAUACGUCGAGCCAGAGCUCGGUCAACUCCCCCCACUUCGCCCUCCGGAUGCCGCCGACUCUGUUUAAUAAGUUCGGCACUUGCAUCCAAAGCCUGCGAAAACAAUCAGACCGUCAAUUAAUAAAGUGCGUACAAGAAAACUCCAAGUCGAGAGGUUCCUAUUUUAUUAAGCCGCCUUUGCGGAAGUUGACUUUGUUUUUCAAGGACGCGCAAAUGGAACAAGAUUAUCGAGCAAACGUCCAUUCGCUGUUCGAGCAGUCGGACGCCAUUUUGACCCUAGCCAAUUCCAAGUUCAACACGUACGUAGACGUGUUGGUUUCGAGUCUAGUCUUCGCUAUAGUCACGAUCUCGCUGUGGUUGUUGUACGGUCACACGACCCUCUGGUUGGUGAUGUCGUUGCUCUUCGUCGCGGUUCAAGCGGUCGGGUGGGCGCUGUGUUCGAAAAGGGUGGUGGAAUGCUCGGAUAGAAUCCUAAGAUGCGUGUCGAGAUUCUAUAGGUGGAACAUGUUCGGGGCGGUUCUGGUGAGUUUGCCGCUGGUCACCGUCUUGAUAAAUUUCUGCACGAAGGUGUUCACCACGUCGGAGUCCACGAACUACCUGUAUACGUAUUUGUUGUUCGUGGGGGUCAUCCACUUCUGUAAUUUCACCCAGUUGAACUGCUGGAUGAAGAACAGUCUGGCGAUAGUUUGCGCAAUCGUGUUCAUUCCGUUGUUCUUGACCGGCACGUGCUCGAAUUUUUUCGUCGAGAGGGACGAGAAGACCGAGUUGAACCCGAUCGUGGCGGUUCCAGACGAAGGCAACCGAACCGAAUCGGCUCGCUUCGACGACGACCUAGACCAUUACAGUUUCCUGUACAAAUCCGAGAUCCUCAUGGACUUGUUCCUGCUCCUGGUGCUCGUCUGCCUCCUCAACCGCGAGUUCGAGAUCGGCUACCGCUUGAGUUUCCACGCCAACUACGUCUCGAACCGCGACAAAAUCAACGUCCAGAAUCUCAAAACCCAAGCCGACUAUCUCAUUUACAACAUAGUACCUGAGCACGUCGCCGAGCAGCUCAAGAAAAACGCGAAAUACUCGGAGAACUUCAAGGACGUGGGGAUCAUCUUCGCGAGCGUGGUGAAUUUCAACGAGAUGUACGACGAGAGCUACCUCGGCGGGAGGGAGUACCUCCGCGUGCUCAACGAGCUCAUCGCCGACUUCGACGAGCUGCUUGACCGGCCCGAGUUCCAGAGCGUGGAAAAGAUCAAGACGAUCGGGAGCACGUUCAUGGCGGCGAGCGGGCUCAACUCGCAGAUGCGCCGCGGCCAGAAGGACCCCCACGAGCACCUGUUCGCGCUGAUGGACUUCGCGCUGGAGAUGCAGAACGUCAUCAGCGACUUCAACCGCGACUUGAUCGAGUUCAAUUUGAUUUUACGGGUGGGGUACAACUUCGGCGACGUCACCGCGGCGGUCAUCGGCAACACGAAGCUGUACUACGACAUCUGGGGGGACGCGGUGAACAUCGCGUCGCGGAUGGACUCGACGGGGGUGAACGGGCACAUCCAGAUCGGGGAGAACUGCCUCGAGGUGCUCCAAGAGAGGUACGUUUUCCAGCCGAGGGGCUCCGUCUACGUCAAAGGCAAAGAUAACAUGAACGUGUACCUCCUCCAGCGGAAGAAGGACGAGGAGGCCGCUUAAGCGUUUUUCUUUUUCAUUGUGCCUGCAAACUUGCAUUCCAUAAGCUGCUUUUAGCUGAGAGUGACCAAGUGUAGCCUUAAACGCUCACCGGAUACUAGGUGUUUGUCGGUUAGUCUAACCAAAGAGCGGUGGCGAGCUGCGUCGCGAACGCCAAACCGAGUAGGCCGAACCUGGGGCUCGAACGCAGCGGUUUUGUACACAACGAAAUACACGAUAGUCCAGCCAAUCCGGCCAAUAGAAUUUGAAAAAGUCGCCAAUGGCGAGAGCGGUUUUCGAGUCCCGGUCCGGCCGAAAUUUGGGGGACAAUAAUUGGCGGUCUCGAGAUUUGCGUGUGAUUAUUGGUUGCUUAUUUUUUGUUGCCGCGGCGCGCCACUGUGUGGGCGGGGCUCGCUUGACCGUACCAAAGAGUGGGCGGGGUCCGGGCCUCGGCCGGUUCUGUUACCGAGGGGGCGGAGCCUCCGUUUCCAAUUUUCGAUAGGUUUUUGGAGAUUUUUAACAGGAUUUUCGAAUAACUGUGAUAAUGUAUCUCAAUUAGUGAUUUUAGCGCUUAGAAGGGCCCUAAUUCAUUUGUAGUUUGUUUUUUUUUCGAGCAAGAGGACAAACACCUAAUUGUAUUUCUUGCCAAUAAGUACAAAUCCGAUUUGGAAAAUUCCGUGAGGUGUGCGGACGUAUUUUAUACUCAUUAUUGUUUUAUAUAUACAGUAAUUUUAUACAGUAAGAGUUUGGAUUUAUACCAAAGAGAGGGGAAAUUUUAUUGCAUUAUGCUUGGCGGAUUUCGUGUUAGACUGAUGAGAGAGCGCGUUGUCUUACCUCAUUAGAACUUUGACCAAUUGAGGACCAUGUAAAAAUUAUUGUGAUUAGUUUUGUUUUGGUAGUUGUGCGGUUUUCGACUAGUCGGGUCGGCUUUAUACUUUGUUAUUUUUGAUAAAGUCGCUGACUAGACGAAAACGAAGCCCAUGUAAUGUGGAAAAUUGUAUAUGAUAUUAUACGGUAGCUUUAAAAAAAUAACUAGCUUAUUUGUUAGUGGAGUUCCUAACAUUGUUUUUUUUUUUAUAAAGAAAUGUAUUACCGUCUACGGUUCUUACGUUUUUAUUCCGUUAAUUUUAACGUAUUUGUUUUUAAUUUAAAGUUGUAUUUAUUUAUUGAGUUGUGUACAUAGUCAAAUUUUAAUUAUUUAACUAUAUCCCGUAAAGUGCCUUCUAUCAUUUAAACUGUCUUUAUGAUAUUUGUUUAAUUCGUAACAAAUUUUAAUAGAUAUGUUUGUGCACCGUCCUAUCAUGUAUGAUACUGAUAUUAUAUCUCAAUAAAAUGACCUGUAAUUAAA